Auxenochlorella protothecoides is the source of this 954-nucleotide messenger RNA. RefSeq lists its product as hypothetical. The transcript has 6 exons. Bases 1 to 954 code for a protein of 317 amino acids. Lineage: Eukaryota; Viridiplantae; Chlorophyta; Trebouxiophyceae; Chlorellales; Chlorellaceae. The record is from RefSeq and is a predicted model, not a curated record.
AUGGUGGCCUGUAUGCCGGGGGCAGCCACCCCCACCGCCCUUGCCACUCCAGCGGGCGGCACCCCCGGGCACCCUGGCGGCGGCGCGGAUGCCGGCACGCCGGCCUCGGCAGGGUUCCACCUGGCCGCUGAGCUGGCGGCGGUGGCCUCCAGCGUGCAUCGUGGCUCCAGCGCCCGCUCCGGAUCCGCCCUGGAGGCAGCCACCCCUGCCACCCUGGCCCGCCGGCCGCUCGAUCGGCCGGCCCGCUAUUCCCUGGUCGCCUCCGGGACCUUGCUGGACAUGGAGAGGUGGGUGGCCCGUCUUGAGCGGUGGGGCCUGGAGGCCGGGACGCUGCUCUCUUCCUACCAGCAGACGGUGGCGGAGCUGGAGGACCGCCACUCCGCUGCGCUAGUGGCCUGCCAGGCUCAGCUGCGCUGCCUGACGGCCGAGUUGGCAAGCGCCCAGAGCACGGCGGCCGCCACGCAGCAGGAGCUGCAGGCCCUGCAGGUCUCCCACCAGGCUGAGCUGGCAAACGAACGGGCGGCAGCUGCCUUGCAGCUGCAGCUGCGUGACACCCAGCACGACGCCGAGCUGGGCAAGGUCCGGGCUGCUCUGGACCGCAGCACCUCCGAGCUGGCCGGGGCGCGGGAGCGGCAGGAGGCGGCGCUGCACCAGGCGGCGCUUGCCCGCGCGGCCAGGGACCGCGCCAGCGCGGAGAACGCGCGUCGGGAGGACGAGGUGGUGGGCCUGCGGGUGCGGCUGGAGGGGCUGGAGGCCAGCCUGGGGGAGUACCGCGCCGAGAACGCCAAGGCCGCGGGGAUGAAGGCGCGGUACAAGGCCAUCAUCGGCGAGCUGGAGGCGUCGCUGGGGGCCAAGGAGAGGGAGAAGAGCGCGCUGGUGGCCAUGUGCGACGAGCUGAUGACCACCCUGGAGCGAGAGCGCCAGCAGCUGGCGCGCCAGCAGGCGCCGCGCUGA